Messenger RNA from Plasmodium malariae, 885 nucleotides. RefSeq names its product 3-oxo-5-alpha-steroid 4-dehydrogenase, putative. The coding region runs from base 1 to 885 and encodes 294 amino acids. The record is from RefSeq and is a predicted model, not a curated record. The transcript is spliced from 10 exons. NCBI's taxonomy places the organism in Eukaryota, Apicomplexa, Aconoidasida, Haemosporida, Plasmodiidae. Gene Ontology annotation, molecular function: oxidoreductase activity, acting on the CH-CH group of donors; protein binding. Gene Ontology annotation, biological process: very long-chain fatty acid biosynthetic process.
AUGAAAGUAAUCCUGAAAAAGAGGAACGGAAAAUUUAUAGACUGUUUUGACAUAAGUCCGUCAACGACAGUUGAUCAGUUUAAAGAAAUUUAUUAUAAAAAAUAUCAUUACUAUCCGGAAAGGCAAAAGUGGAACUUAGACAGCGCCGCAGGAAAAACUUUAAAAAGUGGAACUUUUAAUGAAAACGGAAUAAAAGACAGUGACAUACUAAUAUUUAAAGAUCUGGGAGUACAAAUAUCUUGGCGAUUAGUUUACGUGAUAGAAUAUCUUGGACCGAUUUUCAUUUUUCCUUUUUUUUAUUUUUGUGAUAAAUAUAUUUAUAGUCAUGCAAAUAAAAAUAAAAAUAUCAUUCAACUGUUAUCCUUAUGGUUUUUAUUAUUUCAUUUCUUAAAAAGAGAAUUCGAGUCUUUGUUUGUUCAUCGAUUUAGUAAUGCUACAAUGCCAAUAAGAAGGGUUCCCAUAAAUUGCGGGCAUUACUGGGUUUUGUGUGGCGUAAAUAUUGGAUAUUAUUUAUUUCAUCCCUUAUAUAAACCAUAUAAUCUUGAAUCAAAACCCGUUUUACUUUAUUCUCUUUUUUUUGUGUUAUUAAUAUUGGAAUUUCUGAAUUUAAAAUGCCACUUGAUAUUAAGAAAUUUAAGGCCAAGAGGUACCAAGAACAGGGGCAUACCUCAUGGAUAUGGCUUUAAUUACAUUUCAUGUGCAAAUUAUUUUUAUGAAUCGUUAAUAUGGAUUAUAUUUUCUCUCAUAAUAAAUACAUUAACUGGUUAUAUUUUCAGUGUAGUAGCUACUACGCAAAUGGCUAUUUGGGCCUUAAAGAAGCACAACAAUUAUAAAAAAGAGUUCCCAAAUUAUCCAAAAAAAGCCAUUUUCCCUUUUAUUUUGUGA